UGUGUUGUUAUAACAAACAUAUAUUCGCUGCGAUGAGAGAUUUAAAUACUCCGCACUUUCCAAUAAAAAAAGAGUAAUAGAUGGACUUAAGUAAAGAGUUAGAAAAUUUAAAUGAGUACUUAAGAACCUUAGAUAUUAGCGCUGAAACAAACAAAAUAAACAUGGCUGAAGCACAACAAGUAAGAGAGCUGGUGAUGCAAAAUAUUAAACUAAUUCAGCCUUUUGAUGGUGAUGCUAAUUACUUAGCACUGUAUGUCGAUAGCAUUGAUUCCAUAAUGCCUGUGGUUGCACCAACGCAGCGGGCUGAGCGAGCCUUUUAUUUUAACUGCAUCUUAAGAACUCUACGAGGGGCAGCUUUGGACAUCAUAAGAAGGGAACAGCCGUCAGAUUGGUCCACGUUAAGGGAACUUUUAAUUGAUGAGUUUGGAGAACACACUCCAAUUUCGACUCUUAUUUUACAAAUUAUCCCAUCCAGUAAUACUAUUUUAGGUCAAAAUCAAUCCAGACAGGUAAAUGUUGGCCAACCCAGUCAACAAAAUCAUUGUACCCACUCAUUAAAUAGUCCGAUUACACAUACCCCAGGCAAUGCCCUGCAAACAAGUUCAUUACAAACACGAGUAUCUCAUCCCGUUGGGUCAAAUCAAUCAAGAAUACGAAGAUAUGGUCAACCUGAGCCAAUGGAUCAGGAUAUGUCAAAUUUUCAAUUAGAAGCCUCGGAGGACUGCCAUCGAUUAAACUGACACUAAAUAACAAAGAAAUCAAAUUUCUAAUAGAUACGG
Bactrocera tryoni is the source of this 779-nucleotide messenger RNA. RefSeq lists its product as uncharacterized. The record is from RefSeq and is a predicted model, not a curated record. The coding region runs from base 81 to 740 and encodes 219 amino acids. NCBI's taxonomy places the organism in Eukaryota, Metazoa, Arthropoda, Insecta, Diptera, Tephritidae. The transcript has 2 exons.